This is a messenger RNA of Xenia sp. Carnegie-2017, 2909 nucleotides long. Its product is annotated as probable serine/threonine-protein kinase drkD. NCBI's taxonomy places the organism in Eukaryota, Metazoa, Cnidaria, Anthozoa, Malacalcyonacea, Xeniidae. Gene Ontology annotation, molecular function: ATP binding; protein kinase activity. Bases 231 to 2813 code for a protein of 860 amino acids. The record is from RefSeq and is a predicted model, not a curated record. Gene Ontology annotation, biological process: protein phosphorylation. The transcript is spliced from 11 exons.
GUUUAAAAAGAGUAUUAGUAUAACAGACUAUUAUAAAUACAAGACGAUGGUUGUUGAAAAGACUAACAGUUAUACAGUCAAUAAUAACAGAACACCUCCUGCACGCUCCAUGACUAGAAUACGGGCAGCAAGAUUCCAACCAACGGCUAUAAAUCGCAUUCAGACACCCUCAAAAAACGUCAACUAGAAAGAAUUUAAAUUCCAAUGUCACUACAAUAUACAAAAUCAACAUGCCAGCGACAGCGUCAUCAAACGGUAAUGCAUUAGAAGUAAAAAAUGAAAUGCCGCCGCAAGAUGUCGAGGCAAUGGAUAUUGAUUAUGUUUACGAAAAUGGCAUUGCUUGUUCUCAAGAUACUAAUGUCACUCAAUCAGCAAGUCAUUCAAAAAGCAAAUCAAGAUACUCAGAAUCAGAUAAAACAAAAGGAAGAAAUGAUUUAGAAGAACCAACUCAAAUCAAAGAGACUUGUACAAAAAAUGAAACAAACACAGCUAACAGCUGUUCCAGUAAACUCAAGAGAAAAAGACCGGCGUCUAUAAUACUUCAUGUAUCACAUGUCAGAAUUGGAGAUUUAGUGGGAAAAGCAUCACAACCAAUCAGAAUCCAAGCUCAACGAAUUCUCAUAGAAAUGGAGUUGAAAUCAACGGUCAAAGAUUUUGAAAGUUUAACAUUUCAAAUUCCUUGUAAAGAUUUAUCAAACAUCAAUGUAAAUUUAUCUGAGCCACCAUUUGUUAUUGUGGUAAUGGUCAACAAGACUCGAUCUUUAUCUUUGCUUGAAGGCAUGAAGAAUAGAUUCAAACUAUUACAAAGUGAUGGAAAACUACAAGUGGUUAUGUAUUUAAGAUAUGAAGCCAUUCCUAAUGAUGUAAAGAGAGAAUUUGAAAAUUUACGAAGCGAUCUUGAUGCCAGUGUUCAUUGGAAUGAAAUAAGUUCUGAAAUGGCGUUGCAAGUUUUAAAUGAAGAUGAUAACCUAAGCAUUGAGAAAUCAAAGUACCAACCUGAGAAAAUAGAAAAGAAAAAACUAGAUGACGAAGAAAAAGAGGCAACAAAGAUUGUUUGUUCGCCAGUUGCCAAACGUCGACGUAAUAUGAUAAAUGUUAAUGACAAACAUAAGUCCAAUGGUGGUCGAGAGAAUGAAAUUCUUUGUCCCAAAGAUGACGAGCAAAAAUACGGCAAACCUGAUGAUUCAAAAGAAAGGAAUUACCGUAAGGUUAAUAAGUGUAGAGAUGGUCGAAAAACAAAGAAUUUUGUGACAGAACAAAGUUUUGAAGAAAAUAGAGUUGAGAUGAUGAGAAUGUUGUCACUUGAGAAUGAUCUUACGGAAAAGGAAAGUGCUUUGAAGGCACAAAAACGGAUGGUUGAAUUACGGGAUCUGGAAUUACAAGAGGAACGAAAUAAAGUUCGCGAAUUGCGUGUUUCGUUACGUGACGUGGAAACACAUCUCGAGACGGCUAACAGAAAACUCGUGGAACAGUCAAGACAGAAGGCUAUCGACGGCUCUCGUACAAAUGAUUUAGAACAAGAACUGUCUGAGUUGAGUUUACGUCUGAAUAACAACAGAACUGAAAAUGAGGAAAUGGUCAAGGAAUUAGAACAGACACGCAAUCGUUUUCGUGAAAGCCAGGCUCGUUUAAGUGAAAGUGAAGCGAAUCUGUUGGAGCAACAACAGAGAAUCUCGAGGACAGAAGAAGACAAUGAAAGAGAGAGACGGACGGUAGAAGAACUACGACGUGAUUUGGAACAAAAACAUUUAGAUUUAUCACAAGAACGUGAACGACGUCAAAGAGUUAGUGCUUGUUUGACUGAUUUACGAAGUCAAAUGGUAACAACUCGAGCGGAGUAUGAGAAUAGGAUUCGUAGAAGCAAUGAGGAAUAUCAGAGGAUGCAGAGGAACUACGAGGAAUGCGAUAACCAGCUUCGAUCAACUCGUCAACAGUUGGAAGACGCGAACCGUGCUUUGCAUCGAGCCCAGGAGACUGUUGAUGAAUACUCUAGGAUGCAGCCGCGUGAUUGGACGAUAGCGCGAGAUGAGAUUGAGAUCACGGAAAGGGUGCUCGGUCAAGGGGCGUGGGGUUGGGUAAAAGAAGGAGUGCUACGUGGCACAUCUGUGGCUGUAAAACAAAUGCAUGAGUUGAUAAUAUCUCCCCACAAUCAACGGCUUUUUGAACGUGAAAUGCAAAUUGCUUCGAGAUGUCGUCAUCCAAAUUUGUUACAAUUUAUCGGUGCAACGAACGACAAUGGCGUAGCGUUGCUCGUCACGGAACUGAUGGAUAUUGAUCUUCGAUCAAUUCUCAAACAACGCUCGCUCUCCCAUGAUGAAGUUGUGUCCAUAGCACUUGAUGUUUCCAAAGGACUCAACUAUCUUCAUCUCACCAAGCCGUUUCCCAUCAUACAUCGCGAUAUAAGUUCGACGAAUGUGUUGCUGUGGCAACGUGGUGAUACAUACCAUGCCAAACUGUCAGAUUAUGGAGCUGCUAAUUUUAUGCGUCAAUGUAUGACCGUCAGUCCUGGUGCUUGUAUUUAUGCUGCACCCGAAUCAACGACGUCACAACAGUCAACUAAGUUGGAUGUCUAUAGUUUUGGAUUACUCCUUUGCGAAAUGUCUAUACGUCAAUUGCCUGUGCCUGGUGAAACACGCGAUCAAAUCCGAUCAAUCACCAAUGCUCGCCUUCGUGAACUUGCCGAACGAAGUACUCACGUGACAAGCGAAGCUCGACCGACGAUGGCCGAGAUUCUUACGGUCUUGCAACGAGAAUCUGCGAACUCUCAGUUUGGGACAGUUGCCGUCAAUAAUCGACAAAUUUUAGUGACGUAAGAUAGCAAACGUAUGUUUCGAGUCAAAUUUUUAAAACAUAAGAAAAUUUAAAUGUUAGGGUUUUAUUCAAAGUUUUGUUGAUGAAACUUCACUUAG